Messenger RNA from Ceutorhynchus assimilis (cabbage seed weevil), 2427 nucleotides. Lineage: Eukaryota; Metazoa; Arthropoda; Insecta; Coleoptera; Curculionidae. The record is from the annotation of a GenBank genome assembly.
GUUUUGUUUAUGUUUAUAAAAAUAAAAUAAAUUCCCUCAUAAAUUCCUUUUCUUUCCAUUCGAAACUAUUCAUAAAAAAUAAAUUGUUAUUUAUUUAUUUUUCUCCAUAAUACAUAAAUCAAGUUCACCAUGGAGGACGAACAUCCAGAAAUGGAAUGCGAAGUGUGCGGCGGUACAAAUUUCCACAAAGAAUCCGGCCAUUUUUACUGUAACGAAUGUCAGACGCAAUCGCAGCAGGUGCAAGAGCACGUUUUCGAACAAGAAGAGGCCGAGAUUCACAAAAAAUCUACUAGAAAAAUUCAAAAAGACAAAUCUGAAAAAGCCAAAAACAAACUAACCAGUUGGGAAUGCUACAAUUACAUCUUAAAAGGCUUGACUCUAGAGCUGGUAAACUUAGGAGCAAACCCCCAAUUGAUCCCAACAGUUAAGUGUCUGUGGAUGAAAUAUUUACACCAAUUAGAAGUUUUCGACAUAAACACGAAUCAAGCCCCCAAAGUUUCAGUGCGAGGAUCGAAAAAAGAUCUUGAUAUUUUGUAUAAUAGGAAAAAACGUAAAAGAAGGCGAAGCUUGUCGACGUCCACUGCUACUUUGAGUGUGCGAAGACAAAGGUCUACAAAAAAAAGGGCGCUUGUAAAGAAUCAGUACGAAGAGUUGUCACAGUCUCAAACAUUAACUCAGAAUAGUUCAAUGGCCAAUGACAGCUUGUCCAAUUUGAAAAGUGGAUCGGAAUCUUCAGGUGCUAGUGUUAAAAUUAGUUAUAACAAGUAUAGCAACGCAGAGCUAAAACGAAUAAUGUCUAGAAAACAUCGAAAAGAUCACAUGGAAGACGUCGAUGGCGAAUUAACUUGCCACAAAUUAACUCGAAAAACAAUGAGAGCCAGUUUUCUCAGAAGCGCAUCCAAUCUGACCUUGUCCACAUUGUACACCAUCCUAUACAUUGGUUUGCUGAUUACCAAAGAUCCCAUACAAUUAGGAGAUUUACUAAGAUUCAUUAGAGAGGGCCAUGUGAGUUUUGCCUGUUUUAGACAUUUUUUUCCUGAAGAUAUUUCAGAGAAAAAUUUGACUUUGCCUUGGAGAUCUGAACAAUUACUUGGAGUUUAUCUUUUUCGGAAACGAUGUGGCGACAUGAUUAAAUUUCUAGGGGUCGCCAAGUAUAUUCAAAAACCUGACUUGAUCGGAUUAUGCCGCAGAUAUUGUAGAGAAUUAAAUUUGCCUGAUGAAGUUUUCUUUUGCGUGAUGAAAUUUAUUUUAAUUUCGAAGCCAAAAAUGAAAUGUGAUAAAGUUUUUGUACCAAACUAUGAGGCAAGAGCUAUGAGCUUUAUAAUAUUCACUUUGAAGCUUCUAUUUGGUUUAGAUGAGAAAACUGAAGCAAAUUUAUCAACUUUUGCAGACAUAUUGAAUGAUAAUCAAUUUAAUUUUUGGAAAUGGCUUCAGUUUAUCGGCUUUCGAGCUGCGGUAAUCAAAAAAUACCAUUUCCCUUCAAAUUAUAAUAAUAUUAAUAGCGAUAUGUAUUUGAAUUAUUUAAAAAAUCAAAACAUUAAGUUUCAAAACUUUAAUAGACUAAUACAUACAGAAGUUAAGGAUUAUUUGCAAAUAUUAGAAAAAAUAGUUACUGAUAAUGAUAAUGAUUAUUUUAAAUUCGAGCCUUCAUUGACGCCUUUUUUCAGUUACACUAAAAUUAUAAUGAAUAAAAUAAAAAUACCUAAUAGUGAAAUUUUAUUGCAAAAAUUUCAAAAUAAUUCUCUAAAAUGCAUUUUGCAGCCCUUGGAUUACCUCGAUUUAGCUGAAAAUAAAACAAAAAUUAAAAAUGGAGGUGCCAAUGACGAUAUUAUUAUUGAGGAUUUUUUGUAUGAAUUUAAAAAUUCAGGUGAUUACAACAGAAGAGCGAAAAAACGUCUAGUUACUGUUAGAAUGUCCACUAGUUGCGAAAAUAUAAGUAUGGCCGAAAAUAAAUCAUUAAAACCUACAAAUAAAAACGUUUUUUUAUCGAAUUGGCAACAGGGGAAUGAAAAAUAUUUUUUAAUAAAUCGAGAUUUAAUGAAAAUUGCUUCAAAAAAGCCUAAAAAACUAAAUAUUUCCAAAAAAUAUCCAAUUCAUUACAACCCUUUUGAAAGAUAUUGGAUGAACAUUCCCCUUAACUCAGCGGUGACCUACUUUUGCAAAGAUUUCAUGGAUGAGCUUUUAGAGAAAUUUCCUCUUUCUUUAUCAAUGGUACUGAAGGAGUGCGCCAGGAUAGUGGAACAGGAGGAACGGGAUGUUUUCUCUGAAUUUUUAUUGAGUGAAAUUUAUUUGGUCUAUUGUGUGAAGUUUGGUUAUAAAGAGACGAAUAAAGCAUCCAAUGAGAUUCGAAAUAUGGUAGCUAAGGCUGUAGCGCAUUGGUAAAAGAAAUUUGUUAUCUUAUUUUUAAUAAAAUUCCUAUACUUUUAA